Bradysia coprophila is the source of this 1188-nucleotide messenger RNA. RefSeq lists its product as uncharacterized. Lineage: Eukaryota; Metazoa; Arthropoda; Insecta; Diptera; Sciaridae. The record is from RefSeq and is a predicted model, not a curated record.
AUGUUCGUGUAGCUCAACAAAUUCAAUUUGAAUUUUGUGUUCACAAAAUUUUCACGUCACCAUUUCCAUCUCUAACAUUUUUAUUGCUAGACGAGAGUUAAAGCGUCUAACCUUGAUACCUACCAUACAUACACACAUUCACGUCGAUGGUCGUUGUUUGUUUCAGCAAUUACCACAUUCUGAAUAAUAUUUUCUCGACGUUUUCGUAUAUCCAAACCGAAUUUGUGUACGAUUUACGGGCCGCCGUUUAGUUAUAAUUUUUGCGCUUUAAAGAAUAGAAAGAAAAUCGAAACAAGGAAAGACACGACGAUGUUCGCUCGACACGCGUUUGUAUUCGUACUGUUUUGGGUGUCAGUGUGUGCUCAACAGUAUCAUCCUCAGAAUGUUUACUCCUCCAACUACUAUGAGGACACCCGUAAUUCCUUCAAUUCGAAGGGAGUGUGCACCAUCAACGGUGAAGUGUUUUAUGGAAUCGAUUGCUGGUGCUACAGCAAUAAGAUCGGAACGGUGUUCAUAACAACGCUCAUCAUUCUGCUGAUCAUUGUGUUCUUCAUCAACGGUUGCAUAUGGGCGUGUCUCAUCCACUGUUACAGAUCGUUUUGCGGACGACGAGAUCGAGAUGACGAAAUGUUUGACAUUGGCAGUUUACGAUCGUCCAUGCGAAGGGCUUCGAUGAGAAGGAGUGGCACGGAUAUUAGCUAAGUUAUUCGGUGGGAGAAUUCUUUUUUGCAGAUUUUUUGACCUUUUAAAAUUCUUUGAAUAUUUUGUAAUCUGAAUGCGGUAACAGUGAUGUCCGUCGGGGACAUGAACGUGUGGUACGAUUCCACUGUUUUACAAUGUUUACAUUAGAUUUUACGCGCUAUUCUUUUCAAAUUCAUUUUCGUCCCCCCACCCACCGUACAAAAAACAAUCUGCUGUGGCAGCUAUGGAUGCCACAUUAUUUUAAAAAUUCUGCAAAAAGCUUCCAUCUGCAAAUUGAUGCUCAAAGCGAUGGUGCAUAAAGCUGACGAAUUUUUAACUUUUAUUUAAACAUUUAAAAAAAAGAAUUUCAGGUUACAUCAUGCUAGUAAGUGCUUAUCACUGCCUCUAAAUUGAUUUUUUAAAUAUUUUAUAUUCAAAAUCAGUGAUUUUUACAGUGAAUUAUUCCCAGUGUUCAUUUAAAAUAAACGAAAGCUUCUCUUUCAUCUA